Messenger RNA from Fusarium coffeatum, 444 nucleotides. RefSeq lists its product as uncharacterized. Bases 1 to 444 code for a protein of 147 amino acids. Gene Ontology annotation, cellular component: ribosome; cytosolic large ribosomal subunit. The record is from RefSeq and is a predicted model, not a curated record. The transcript is spliced from 2 exons. NCBI's taxonomy places the organism in Eukaryota, Fungi, Ascomycota, Sordariomycetes, Hypocreales, Nectriaceae. Gene Ontology annotation, biological process: translation; ribosomal large subunit biogenesis. Gene Ontology annotation, molecular function: structural constituent of ribosome; RNA binding.
AUGGGCGACGCAGUCAUUGAGGGUUCGAACUGGCGCCUCGUUGAGGUUGGCCGAGUCGUUGUUAUCAACGGCGACCACCCCUUCGCUGGCCACCUGGCCACGAUCGUCGAGAUCAUCGACCACAAGCGAAUUCUCGUCGACGGUCCUUCCGCGAACGCUAGCCUCGCUACUCCCCGACAAGCCGUUCCCCUCAACAAGGUUCUCCUCUCCUCUCUCGUUGUCGAGGGUCUGAACCGCGGCUCUCGAACUGGUGCCGUCCGAAAGCUCUGGGAGAAGUCCGAAAUUGACUCCAAGUGGGAGCAGACCAACUGGGCCAAGAAGCGGGACCAGAUGGAGCGAAGGAAGGCUCUUACCGACUUCGAGCGUUUCCAGGUUCUCCGACUCAAGAAGCAGCGACGAUUCGAGGAGCGCAAGGCUCUGGCCAAGGUCAAGGCCUCCGCAUAA